CAUUUCAUCAUAUUAGGCACUGGUUAAGUAAUUGAUCGUUGGAUAAAUAGAGAGACAAUACAGACUGUGACCAAUUGAAAUCGGGAAGGCUCAAGAAGAAAUAAGGGAAUUUACUGCAGUAAAUUCCCAACAGAAGCAAUGUUUGUUUGCAUUCAACAAGCAAAGAAUUGCCCAAUUUGAAUUUAGUCAGGUUUCUGUUAACUAUUUCCAAUUUGCUCUUUGAGAUAAGGCUUCCUAUAAAUAUAGUACCAUUUUUCUUGUGAGAAUCCAUCAGAAAGGACUCCAUUUUUCCGGGGCUUUGCAAUACAGCAGUGGUAAGUUUCAUUCCAUAUGGAAACUUCAUAUUUGUACCACUUUACCUUGUUGUGUAUUCAAUUUUUGUCUUAGAACUGGUGAUUUUUAUGAUGUAAAAACUUAAGCGGAAACAAAAACUUCUAUAUUUACAACUUAUGUCCCAGCCUGGUGCUGUGAUGGCAGAGGGCAUUUCAUUUUUCUGAGUUGAAAUCAUCACUUUUGGAACUCUUCUGAAUUGUGUGUGACCCUGAAGAUCCAUGUACCUGUUCCAAAGCCGAUAUAAGAGGAAUUUACAUUACGUCUGGAGUCUUUAAAAGAUUGACCAGUUUUCUGACAUAUAUUCUCCUUCUAUUACAGCCUAAAGACGUGAACUAUGAAGUUCUACAACUGCAUGUUGUUGUUGUCCCUGGUACUAUGUGUCAGUGCCCAGAACUGGUUCACUGAUGCUGGAUCAUUCAUAAGGGAUGCUUAUCUAGGCGCUGAGGAUAUGUGGCGUGCAUACCGCGACAUGAGGGAGGCGAAUUAUAAAAAUUCAGAUAAAUAUUUCCAUGCUCGUGGGAAUUAUGAUGCUGCCCAAAGAGGGCCUGGCGGUAAAUGGGCAGCAGAAGUUAUUAGUGAUGCUAGGGAAGGUUGGCAGAGUGACGUUAGCGGCAGAGGAGCCGAAGACACACGUCAAGACCAGGAGGCAAAUGCAUGGGGCAGAAGUGGAGGAGACCCAAACCACUACAGACCAGAGGGCCUUCCCUCGAAAUACUAAUGCAGCCUGUAAUACUUUACAAUGGUUCCAUUUUUCUACCAGCUGUGCAAAACC
Molecule: messenger RNA, 1105 nt
Organism: Caretta caretta (loggerhead turtle)
Lineage: Eukaryota; Metazoa; Chordata; Testudines; Cheloniidae
Product: serum amyloid A-5 protein-like
Cellular component (GO): extracellular region
Source: RefSeq, a predicted model, not a curated record